CUGCCCUUUUACUUUCGGGCGCCGGCACUUGGCCGCAGGCUGCUGCUGCUGCUGCUAGCCGGGCCCCCCCUCGCCCCCUCCGCUAUGGGCACCCCACACUUUUAAGGCGCCGCCCCGAGGGGGGGCGCACGGGGAAUUCAUUAAAAAUCGCUAUUUACGUGGUUAUUCAUUGCCCCGCUCCGGGUAUGUGAACAACCACCCCCCUGCCCCCCCCCCCCCCGCCUCCCCUUCCAUCCACCCCCAGCGCCAUGCCGGCAGCCUGCACCCUGCUGCUGCUGCUGGGCUUGGGGCUGGUCCCGGUCCCACCGGCCGGGUCGCUGCCCCUCGCUUCCCCACGGCGUCUUCCUCCACCUCCCCCUCCUCCUCCUCCGUCCCGAAACCGUCUCGGCCGCCCUUCCUCGCCUCCCGCCGCGAGACACGCCGGCAGCCCGGUUAUUGAAAGCAGCCACCAGGAGAGAAGUUCAAGCACAGAGAUAAGGACUCCUGGUGCUCCCCUGGACAGCAUGGAGCUGGUGAUGAUGCUGGCUGGGAGCAGGGAGUGGGCAUGGCUGCCUGCCAGGCACAGGGUGGUGCCAGCAGCAAGCAGGGUCACGGGGCACACUGGCCCCCCUGCCAGUGAUGGGGAUGUCACCCCUCCAGGAGCAGGAUCCCCAGAGAACCCAUCUGCUGGGACAGUGACCCACCUGCUCGCCCACAGCCAUCCUUCUGAUCCUGGAAGCCAUCACCAUGCUGCAGGCAGGCAGGAGAGAGGCAAGAGGGCUCUGGCUUCUCCCAACACCCCUGGCGCUGCCGGAGGGACGCCACCAGGCUUGGAAGCUGUCAGCACAGACUCAGCUGAGGGGAUGCAGGGCGGGGUCUGGGAGGUGUCAGUGUUUAACAACACCAUGAGGACAGUGCUGCUGCCUUCAUCUUCAGAAUCUCAUCACUCAGGUGAGCCAUCCCAGUUCAGCCUAGGAACACUGGGAAAAUAUUCCAACACCUGGGAACAAGGCACUGACAGCCUCUCUCAACCAGUGAGCAGCUGGGGGGGCACAGAGCUGGGCAGCAGCCCUGCCAUGGGCACUGCAGCGGCUUCACCCAGCCCCUUGGGGAGCAGCCCCAGCACCGCCCUCCCUGGCUCCCUGGGACAGCACCUGGCCUCCUCCCAAGCUUCAAGUACCCAGACUGGUGCAGAGCACAUCAUGCUACACCCCAGGGGUGCCAUGGGGAACUCCACCAGCCCUUUGCUGACAGCAUCACCUCCCAUGGACAGCACUUUCGGAGCCGUUGGAAGCAGCUACCAGCCAUCCGACAGCUCAGCUACGGAGAGGAGAGGUUUGGAUUUCCAUACUAGCACCUCCGUUUCCACAACAGGCACCAAGGGUGGAGAGAGGACAUUAGGAUCUCUGCCAGCCAGCACCAGGCUGGUCACCAUGGCAGAGAUUUCCACCUCUGGGACUGAAAUCACCAGCUCUUCAGCCCAGAGCCAGACCCCUGGGAUGUCUGUGGGUGCCCAGGGUGGUGGAGGCAGAAGUGUCACAGACCCAUUGCUCACAGGCUCGCCGUCUGCUUCAGAAAGUGCUUCCACAACUUUUAGCAGCAAUUAUGAACCCCCCAAGAGCAUCCCAGGUGCAGAAGAGGUGACACUGCACUCAGACCCUCAGGGUGCUGACAUGUCCAGCAUGGCAGUGGGGACACCAGUGUCCCCAGAAAAUGGCCACACAGCUGGGGUGACAAGGGACUCUGCCACCAGCACUGACCCCACAAGCUCUUCGGGCAGGACCUCCUCUUCCUUGAGGAAUGGGACACAUCAUCCCAAAGGUUCAUGGGAAGGCACCGAUCUCCCAGGCCCUCCUGGGAGUCCUUUUCUCACAAGCUCCCUCUCUGCCUCCGAAGGUCCUUUCCGAGGUGCCAGAAGCAGCCACCGACCAGAGGCAGAGAAAACCUCCCUUCCUUCCUCUGCCACCAACGCUCCCAUUUCAGCCGUGUCCAGCAGCAGCAGCAGCAGCGGGAGGCCCCCCAGGUCUGCCUCAGGCAGCAGCCUCUGGGCAGCAGCAGAGGGCUCCACGUCCAGCAGUGGCACGUACAGGACGCUGGGCACAACCCAAUCCUUGUCCACAUCUUCUGUGAGAGAGACCUACAGAGCUCAGGGGUCCACAGGAAUGACAGAUUUCACCGAGGUGGCAGACUCUUCCCUAACACACUCUCACUCUCCUUCGGAAGGUCCUUCCCCAGCUACUGGAAGCAGCCAUGUGCCAUUCAGCAUCCUGUCAACAGAGCAAAGAACCAAUUUCCCCACCACCAGCACCUCCGUUUCCACAACAGGCACCAAGGGUGGAGGGAAGACGUUAAGGUCUCUGCCAGCCAGCACCACACUGGCCCAAACAACAGAGAUUGCCACCACUGGUACUGAAAACAUCAGCUCUCCAGGCCAUUCUCAGUCUUCUUUGGGAACCCAGGAUGCUGGUGGCAGAGGUGCCACCGUGUCGUCCGUGAACCCAUUGCAUAUGGGCUCUGCUUCAGAAAGCAAUUCCCCAGCAGAAAACACCUCAGCAAUGGGAGGACGCCUGCCUCUCACCAGUACACCCAGUGUGGUGUCAACUACUGCCAGUAAGGAGAGCAGCACAGUGCUGGUGUUGGACCCCCACAGACCUUCCAGUGCCACAGGGAGCUCCGCUCCCACUCCGCCCCACACCAGCACCUUGGACACUGUCCUGCUGUCCUCAUCGGCAGCAGAGCCUGGGAAGGAGAGUAAUGUUUCGCAGAGUGGUGCUGGACUCAGUGAGCUUCCCACAAAGCUGCUGCCUGCAUUUUCUCCCAGCAUUUCAGUGCCUUCACCUUCAGCCACACUCUUCGUCCACAAGGAGGGGACAUCUCAAGCCCCAGGUAGCCACAGCAUGUGGAGCACAGAAGCAGAAAGCCUCACAUCUCAUCCUGACACAGCUGGGGACACCCACACUGGCCCUAUCCCAUCCUCCACAGCGUGGCCUGGUGUGAGACAUGUGUCAUCUGGCCGAGCAGGAUCCCCAGAGCCCAAGGGCACCCAUUCAUCCAGGGUCUUCACCUACUCCUCGGCUGCUGGUGAACUUUCCACCAUUGGCAGCAGCCAUCGCUCCGUAAGCAGCUCAGGUGCUGAGGAGAGGAUGUCCAGCCCCAUCACCGAACCCGUGUACAGUUCAUCCACGCCUGCGGGUGGUGAGGAGAGCAUGCUGCACUCAGUGGCACAUGGCACACUGGCUGGUGGCACAGAGAGCUCUUCUUCCCAUGCUGAAGCUUCCAGCUCUCCAGAGCCAUCUGAGCCAGCCCUGGUGGCGCAGGGCAGGACAGCCAACGUCUCCAGCAGCGGCAGGGGUUUCGCAGGCUUUGCAACAGAGACGGUCUUCGUACGUUCUGCCAAGAUACCCACUUACUCUUCUUUCCAAAACGAUCUCACAAACUCUUCAGGUAGCCAUCAGCCAGUCAGUAGCAUCGAUGCUGAGAAAAGGACCUCGGUUUCUCACACAGAUGGCACAUACAUUUCAACCACAUAUACCAGAGGAGGAGAAAGGACCCUUCUGUCUAUCUCCAACAGCAGCACCUCUGCUGACUCCUCAGAAAGUUCCACCUUUUUUUCUGAAAUUUCCAGCCCUUUUGAUGCAUCAAAAUCAUCUGUGGCUCAUGACAGGCAGACCAAUGCAUCAAACAGUAGCAGUUUUGUUGAACCAUCUACGGAGCCAUUGCUAGUGCACCCUUCCAAACUGUCGACUUCUGCUUCUACAGACAGCAUAGAAAACACAGCUCACUUCAACACUGACACCGAAUUGUUGGCCACUGACAGAUCGUCUCUCUCUUCAUCAGCAUUUCCCGCCUCUUCCUCAGUGUCAUCCCUGCAGCACUCACUGUCAUCAACACCACCACCAACUCGUCUGUUUACGCUGUCAGAACCACCUGAGCUACGCUCGCCCUCUGUGAUGGCAUCUUCACCCCCUCUGCAGGCUUUGUCAUCCUCCUUGCCCACUUCCACCUUGCCCUCCCCAUCUUAUUCAUUAACAUCUUUAUUGCCUGUGUUUUCAUCACCCUCAUCCAUCUCGCAGUCCAGCGACAGUGAUCAAGCAAGCACCACUGUGGUUACGAAUGUGGUCAGGCAGCUGCCCUCCACAGCUGCCACAGCUGGAAGCUCACCCAGAGAGACCAACAAGCCCAAUGUCACACACCAGCCCCAAAACAGCACCACCUUCACCCCCACCAGGUCACCUCUUUCUACAGCACCCAUGGAGCUGCUUGGUGGACGCAUCGUGUCCGUGUCUGCCCCCGUGACAGUAACAGAGACUGUCUUGCCUGGAGAUGCCACCACCCAAGGGGACAGCUUUGGGAAGGCAACACCACAGCUCAUCACGGCCAGUGUUGCUCCACGGGUUGGUCCAACAGAUGCACCCCUUAGUCCUUCACCAAGUGCAACAAAUCACAGCAACAUUGUCCCCACAGUGGCAGUGACCACGGUGAAACCUCCUGUGCUGACAACGCCGGCCAGUCGCCGGCCCACCCCAGGUGAGGCCAGCACUGUGAAAGACCACAGGGCUCAGACACCCACUGCCACUAAGCACAGGUAUACCACUGGUAAAAGCACAGAAGCUAUGGAUCCCACCCCUGCAAAGCCUGGCAAAGUCACUGAGGAAAACAUGCCUGUUACAAGUCCUUCUGAAGCCCCUCCAACAACCAAGACCACUGUGAGCAUUGCAACUACUUUGGCUGCUACCAAACCAACCAAUGUUCCUCCGUCGAGCAGCACGGUCGGGCUGAGGACGUCACCUCCAGCAACAGAGGUGGAUAAAUGUCUUUCCAACCCUUGUCCUGCGCUGGCCACCUGCAACAACACCCAUGGCUCCUACAUCUGUCAGUGUCCUCUUGGAUAUGAGCUGGAAAAAGGAAAGUGCAAUUUAGUGAGAAUAUUUAUUGGCCAGGUUCCGCUGAAACUUAAUAUCACUCAUGGGAAGUAUGCAGAGCUCUUCCACGUUGAGAGGGAGAUCCUGGAGAUGCUCAAUGCAUCGUUGUCAGGCUUGCCAGGAUACCACCACUCCACAGUUAAGGCAAGCAGGGAGGCAAAUUUUGUGCAUGUUUCAGUGCAAUCCACGUUCUCUUUAGCAUCCAACGUGACUUUCUACGAUGUUAUCAGCAGUGUGAAAAGCUACAUUCGGGCUUGCAAAUCCCCCGCUGAAGCCUGCCAGUUCAUCUCCAGCCUGAAAUCACUCCACAGAGUUGGCAGCUUGUGCAGACAGAAAGACCCUGAAUGUGACAAGGAAACUUCAGAAUGCACUGACUUUGACGGAGUUGCGCUCUGCCAGUGCAAAAAUGGGUACUUCAAAUACAACAAGAUGGACCACUCCUGCAGAGCCUGUGAAGAUGGAUAUAAGCUGGAAAACGAGACCUGUGUGAGCUGCCCCUUUGGCUUGGGUGGAUUCAACUGUGGAAACCCGUACCAGCUCAUCACGGUGGUGAUUGCAGCUGCAGGAGGGGGACUGCUGCUGAUCAUGGGCAUAGCACUGAUUGUCACCUGCUGCCGGAAGAAUAAAAAUGACAUAAGUAAACUGAUUUUCAAGAGUGGGGAUUUCCAGAUGUCACCUUAUGCUGAAUACCCGAAGAAUCCCCGGGCACAGGAGUGGGGCAGAGAGACCAUCGAGAUGCAGGAGAAUGGAAGCACCAAGAACCUGUUGCAGAUGACAGAUGUGUAUUAUUCGCCAACUGGACUGAGAAAUCCUGAACUGGAAAGAAAUGGACUUUAUCCUCCCUACACUGGUUUGCCUGGAUCUCGACAUUCAUGCAUCUACCCUGGACAAUACAAUCCAUCCUUCAUUAGUGAUGAAACCAGAAGAAGAGACUAUUUUUAGCAGAGAGUGGGGAGGGAGUGGAAGAUUGACACAGUUGUGUGGCCCUUAAUCCCCAGGUACAAUCUGUCUCCUGGGUAGUUCAGGCCACAUCAAUCUUACUCUUCCCAUUUAAUAGGAAGGACUUUGAACUUCAUGCAGAGCAUUGCUGCCCUGAGGGACGGUCACAGUUGCUGAGCAUCAGAGAGGAGGAGGAAGAGGAGGGAAUGGCUCAAGAAGCACAUCACUAAAAAACCCAGAGGGAAGCUGACACAUGUACUCCAUAUUCGUUCUUCACUCUUCGCGCUACAUGGCAAGCACGGAUCAGUACAGGCAGAUGAACUGUGCCCAGCACUCUGCAUUGAAUACCACUAGGGAGUGUCUUGUUUACAGAUCUCACUUACUGUUGACUGUGCUUGUCUUCCUAGCCAGCCUUCAUGCAAAGAUUCACUGUGCGACUGCUUUUGGUAGGGCAGGUUUGCCCACUCCCUUUUACACCGCUGCAUUGCUGUCUGCUCCCUGCCUGACAGGGAAGCUGGCUUGUCUUCUGGCCCUCACCUUCUUACUGGUAAAAGUUCUCCAGAUGUCUGGGUCCUUGCUGAAGCCCAGUGUCUGGCAAUAUUGGCUGAA
Messenger RNA from Corvus hawaiiensis (hawaiian crow), 6449 nucleotides. It is a transcript of the gene HEG1, whose product is annotated as heart development protein with EGF like domains 1. The record is from RefSeq and is a predicted model, not a curated record. NCBI's taxonomy places the organism in Eukaryota, Metazoa, Chordata, Aves, Passeriformes, Corvidae. The transcript is spliced from 21 exons. Gene Ontology annotation, molecular function: calcium ion binding. The coding region runs from base 249 to 5843 and encodes 1864 amino acids. Gene Ontology annotation, biological process: heart development.